AUGUCCGAGACGACCACGGCCGAAAAGGCCAUCGACCAAGGCAAUGCCAGCUCCGAGUCGGCAUCGUUUGUCGACGUCGAACGCAACGUCCCAGCUCCCCAGGAUGCCGUUGCAAGUGCCGUUGCAAGCACCGUUUCCAUGUCCGCUGCCAAUAAAGGCACAAAAACAAGCUUCAGUAUAUGGUCCAAGAUUUACUACACGUCCAUCCCCUGCUUCCUGGCCUAUCUCAUCACCUUCUCAGCCUCCGUCGUCGCGCCCGCCACCACCACGUUCAUGGCCGAAUUCCACGUCAGCCGCACCGUCGCCCUCUUGAGCGGCACCGUCUACCUCCUCGGCCUGUCCUUUGGCCCCAUGUUCCUGGCGCCCAUUUCGGAGCUCGUCGGCCGCCGCUGGCUGUAUGUCCUGACGUCGGCCAGCAUCGUCGUGUUUGCCGCCGGCGCCGGCGCGUGCCACACGUUCACCGGGUUCCUCGUCUGCCGCUUCCUGUGCGGCUUCUUUGGCUCGAGCGGCAUCGCCAUUGGCGCGGGCACCAUCUUUGACGUCUGGGGCCUCACCAAGGCGCGCGGCCUGGCCACCCUGCUGUUCAUCUACGGCCCCUUUAUGGGCCCGUCCAUGGGCCCGCUCGCCGGCGCCUACAUUAUGCACGAGCAUGGCGGCGACUGGCGCUGGACGCAGUGGCUGAUUGCCCUGCUGGGCGCGCCCAUUUUUGUGCUGAUUCUGUUUAUGAAGGAGACGUCGACGACGCGGGUCCACGGGGGUGGCCACCACCACAACAACAACGACAAGAAAAGCUGGCUGGGCGUCGCCGGCCAGGCCGUGUCCCUCUUGCAGGCGGCCGUCGUGCGCUCGACCACGAUGCUGACCACCGAGGCCAUUGCCUUUUCCAUUACGCUGUACACCGGCUACGCCUAUGCCGUCGUCUUUAGCUUCUUUGCCAGCGGCUCCUACGUCUUUCUAGUGGACUACGGCUUCGACGAGCGCCAGGUCGGCCUAGUCUUUCUCAGCGUCUUUGUCGGCUACGUGCUGGCGGCCGUGCUGCAUAUUGUCGUCGAGAAGACGCUCUACGCCCGCGCCGAGCGGCUUGCCCCCGCCGGCCAGCGCCCGGCGCCCGAGCACCGCCUCUACUCGGCCAUGGCUGGCAGCAUCUUUUUGCCCAUCGGUCUCUUCUGGUACGCCUGGUCCUCGCGCCCGGGCGGUGGCAACUGGGCCGUCGUCGCCGCCAGCGGCAUUCCGUUUGGCAUUGGCGCGUUUGUCUUGUUUCUGUCCUCCAUUAUGUACUUGGUCGAAUCGUACGGUGCCAGCGCCUCCGCAUCCGCGCUCGCCGCCAACGGGUCCAUCCGCUACAUGCUGGGUGCCGUCUUUCCCCUGUUUACCAUCCAAAUGUACGAGACACUCGGCGUGCACUGGGCCGGCAGCGUCUUUGCCUUUUUGUCGCUGGCCCUGCUGCCCAUCCCGUGGCUGCUGUUCAAGUAUGGCCACAAGCUGCGCCAGAACAGUCGCUUUGUUCCUGCGACUGCCGCGACGACCCCGGCCACGACGGCCCCGGCCACGACCGCACUCGCAAAACACACGCAACCAGGUCAUGCUUCGUCUCUCGCGGCGCCUGCACAACCCUCACCAUCUGGCUCUCCAAUGGCGAGCGACAGCAAGCUCGAGGUCAAGCGCGUGGCCGUCAUCGGCGCAGGCGCAUGCGGUCUGGCGGCCGCCAAAUACCUGCAAGCCGAAAAGGUAUUCUCGAAAAUCGAGGUCUUUGACCAGCGCGCGUCCGCUGGUGGCCUGUGGAACUACACGCCGCUACACGUCGUCGACAGCGGCUUUGCCAUUCCGCACAUCAAGCCGUCUGACCGGCCAGACACGCUGGUGCAGGGUGACAAUGUCAAUGACAAUGACAAUGACGCCGAUGCCGAUACAGCGCCCCUUGUCGUCGUCUCGCCCGUCUACGACCAACUGGAGACCAACAUCCCGCACACGCUCAUGAACUACAGCGACCAGCCCUUCCCGCAAGGCACCGCCUUGUUCCCGCCGCACGCCGUCGUCCGGCAGUAUCUACACACAGCUGCCGAGAGCGUCGCUCCACUGCUGUCGCUCGCCACACAGGUGCUGGAUGUGCGCCGGCGAGACACCGACGGGGGCCGUCCGGCCGUCUGGGACGUCGAGGUCCAGCAUGUGCCCAGCGGCACAAGACGAACCGUCGAGUUUGACGCUGUCGUAGUGGCGAACGGCCACUACAACGACCCGUAUGUGCCCGACAUUCGCGGGCUGGCCGCCUUCAACGAGGCCCAUCCGGGCGUCGUGACACAUUCCAAGUUCUACCGGCGACCGGAUCCGUUUGCGGGCAAAAAGGUCCUUGUGGUGGGCAACUCGGCGUCGGGCAUCGACCUGAGCGCACAGAUUGCCGCCGUAGCCCGGUCGCCCGUCCUCGUCUCCGAAAAAGAAAGGCCCAACCCGAGCACGCCCAGCACGCCCGCCCUCGCGCCCGCAGACGGCGCUCCGCCCCCCACGCACAACGUCCCCGAGAUUGUCGAGUUCCAGCCUGCCCAGCGCGCCGUCCGCUUUGCCGACGGUGUCGUCGAGACCGACAUCGAUGCCGUCGUCUUUUGCACCGGCUACUUUUACUCGUUUCCCUUCCUCCGCAGCCUGGCGCCGCCGGUGGCGGUGGCGGACGGCUCGCACGUCCCCGAUCUCUACGAACACGUCCUCGCCCUCCACCACCCGACGCUCGCCUUCCUGGGCAUUCCGCAGCGCAUCGUGCCGUUCCCCGUCGCCGAGGCCCAGAGCGCCUGGGUCGCCCGCCUCUUCUCGGGCCGCCUGCCCCUGCCCUCCCGCGACACGAUGCAGCAGUGGCUGGACGCUCUUGUCGCCGAGCGCGGCGUCGGCAAGCAGCUGCACAAUCUGUCCUUCCCCCGAGACGUGGCGUACAUCAACAAUCUGCACGACCGCAGCCUGGCCGCGACGCCCCAUCCGUCGUUGCUGCCAAACAACGGCGUCGGCAGGCGGCCGCCGUACUGGGGACCCGAACAGGCCUGGGCACGCGAGCGAUUCCCCAUGAUCAAGCUGGCGGCGCGGGCGCUGGGCGAGAAACGGCUCGAGGUGCAGACGCUGGAGCAGCUCGGGUUUGACUACAAGGCCUGGGCGGCGUCCAUGGAGGCCGAGCCGUCGAAGGACGAGGAAGAUGGAAAAGCGGACGCGCCAUGA
Sporothrix brasiliensis 5110 is the source of this 3195-nucleotide messenger RNA. RefSeq lists its product as uncharacterized. The transcript is spliced from 5 exons. The record is from RefSeq and is a predicted model, not a curated record. Gene Ontology annotation, biological process: transmembrane transport; spermidine transport; spermine transport. The coding region runs from base 1 to 3195 and encodes 1064 amino acids. Gene Ontology annotation, cellular component: membrane. NCBI's taxonomy places the organism in Eukaryota, Fungi, Ascomycota, Sordariomycetes, Ophiostomatales, Ophiostomataceae. Gene Ontology annotation, molecular function: flavin adenine dinucleotide binding; NADP binding; spermine transmembrane transporter activity.